AUGUUUUAUUCUGAAAACCUUUUAUCAAAAGAGGGUCCUUUAGCUCAAGUUUGGUUAGCAGCCAACUUGGAAAGAAAACUAUCCAAAAAUCAGUUCCUACAGUCCAAUAUUGUUCAAUCCACUAAAGCUAUUGCAAACGCGUCUUCUCAAAAUGAUGAAUCAGAAGCCCUUGCCUUGAGACUUUCAGGUCAGUUAUUAUAUGGUGUUGUUAGAAUUUAUUCAAGAAAAGCUAAAUAUUUAUUGGAUGAUGUCUCAGAUGCUUUGCUAAAACUAAAGUCUGCUUUCAAG
Hansenula anomala is the source of this 288-nucleotide messenger RNA. RefSeq names its product kleisin alpha (gene MCD1). The annotation marks the transcript as partial. Gene Ontology annotation, cellular component: cohesin complex; synaptonemal complex. The transcript has a single exon. Gene Ontology annotation, molecular function: protein binding; chromatin binding. NCBI's taxonomy places the organism in Eukaryota, Fungi, Ascomycota, Saccharomycetes, Phaffomycetales, Wickerhamomycetaceae. The record is from RefSeq and is a predicted model, not a curated record. Gene Ontology annotation, biological process: mitotic sister chromatid cohesion; synaptonemal complex assembly; replication-born double-strand break repair via sister chromatid exchange.